Messenger RNA from Ostrinia furnacalis (Asian corn borer), 527 nucleotides. RefSeq names its product estrogen sulfotransferase-like. Gene Ontology annotation, molecular function: sulfotransferase activity. The record is from RefSeq and is a predicted model, not a curated record. NCBI's taxonomy places the organism in Eukaryota, Metazoa, Arthropoda, Insecta, Lepidoptera, Crambidae. The coding region runs from base 1 to 423 and encodes 140 amino acids. The transcript has 3 exons.
AUGUGGAAUGCGACAACAUUAUACUCGAUAUUCAAUACGAAGAUAAUUUUAUUGCUCACAGGUUUCUGGUCCAGGCGCCAUGACCCAAACCUCCUGUUCAUCAAAUUUGAAGAGAUGAAGCGAGACUUGCCAGCGGUCAUCAGGAAGACGGCCAAGUUCCUUGGGAAGACCAUAACCGACGAUCAGGUCAACACGCUCUCCGACUACCUGUCCUUCCAAAAUAUGAAGAAGAACAGAGCUGUUAACCUGGAUGCAUUGCUUGAGAGGUCUUUUGGGAAGGAAUACUUGGAGCAAACAGAACUCAGGUUCAUCAGGAAAGGAGAAAUCGGGGACUGGAAGAACUACAUGUCCGACGAUUUGUCUCGAAGAUUUGACGAGUGGGCCGCCCAACACAUCCAAGGGACCGGAUUGAGUUUUGACUAAGUUACGGUUACGGUUAUGGUGCUUAGAAAUACAACUGCGAAGUAUUAUUUCUCUUUAAUACAAUUUUCUGUAAUUUUAUUGUGAAAUAAAUGAGUUUUAAUUUA